Messenger RNA from Panicum hallii, 1483 nucleotides. Its product is annotated as protein phosphatase methylesterase 1. Bases 149 to 1186 code for a protein of 345 amino acids. The record is from RefSeq and is a predicted model, not a curated record. The transcript has 13 exons. NCBI's taxonomy places the organism in Eukaryota, Viridiplantae, Streptophyta, Magnoliopsida, Poales, Poaceae. Gene Ontology annotation, biological process: protein demethylation. Gene Ontology annotation, molecular function: protein methylesterase activity.
AGCGUACUCCUCUUCCGAAUCGCCCGUUCCCGUCUUCCCCUCGCCACGUCCUGCUCCGUAGUGUUCCGUUCCCCCCUCUCGCGGCUUCUUCUCGCGAACACCACCACCGGCAUACUCGCCAGCGCAGCCGCAGCCGCAAGCGCCGUCCAUGGAGCCCGCGCCGCUCUCGUCGCUGCAGGAGGAAGGCGAGGGGGAUCCCGCCGGGGAGGACUCGUCCGCCUUCUCCCCCGCCGCCGUCCCGCCCCGCCCGGCCACGCACCACUCGCUCCAAAAGUACGCGCCGCUGGACUGGUCCGCCUACUUCGACGAGGAGCGCCGCGUCGCCAUCCCCGGCACCGAUGACGUCUUCAAUGUGUACACAGCCGGAUCGGAGGGCCCCGUCGUGUUCUGUCUGCACGGAGGCGGCUACUCGGGGCUUUCAUUUGCUCUAGCAGCACGUCAAAUGAAGGAAAAAGCCCGUGUUGUUGCCAUGGAUCUACGGGGACACGGGAAGUCAACAACAAGCAAUGAUUUGGAUUUGUCCAUCGAAACUCUUACCAAUGAUGUCAUAGCCGUGAUACGUGCCAUGUAUGGAGAUUCACCACCAGCAAUUAUACUUGUUGGACAUAGCAUGGGUGGUUCAGUGGCUGUACAUGUGGCUGCAAGAAGAGAAAUUCGAAAUCUUCAUGGGCUUGUCGUCAUUGAUGUUGUUGAGGGAACAGCAAUGGCAUCACUGGUUCAUAUGCAGAAGAUCUUAUCCAAUCGGGCACAGCAUUUCCCUAGCAUUGAAAAAGCAAUUGAAUGGAGUGUCAAAGGUGGGCCAUUAAGAAACAUUGAGUCUGCUCGUGUGUCCAUUCCGUCUACCUUGAAAUAUGAUGAAUCACGGGAAUGCUAUACAUAUCGCACUCCUCUUGAGCAAACAGAAAAGUACUGGAAAGGAUGGUAUGAAGGUCUUUCAGACAAGUUCUUAUCUUGUCCAGUGCAAAAGAUCCUGUUAUUAGCUGGCACUGACAGACUGGACAGAGCUUUAACAAUUGGUCAAAUGCAAGGAAAGUUUCAAAUGGUGGUGGUUCGGCACACUGGGCAUGCCAUACAGGAAGAUGUACCUGAAGAGUUUGCAUCGCACAUACUGAACUUCAUAUCUCGCAACAAAAUAGGACCUAACGGUGUUGAGAUACCUGGCCUUAUUAAAAAAUGGGGACACUAGAUGGGAUGCACAAGGAACUGUUCCAGUAUUGACAAUAUUUAGAAAAAUGAUGAGUAGAUCUGCCUAAGCUAGGUCUUUUAAUAUGGAAGAAAAGUUCUGAGAUAAAGGUCCGUGAUGAUCAUGCAGGCAUGAGCAAUCAAUCGUUGGUUUCAUCAUUUGGAGGCGACUCCAGCGUCGCACGAAUUGCUUUUUCCGUGACAUGUUUUUGCGACGUGUGGGUGCCUUUUGUACUAGGUUUCUUAUAUGUUUGUAAGUAAAGCUGAGUGGAUUAUAAUGCUUUGCAUGAAGUUUCACUCA